CCACGGAAAAGCACACCGGAGUUCGCGCGAUUGUCGGCAUGAGGUAACAGUGGAAAUACUAGAGUAGUAACGGACGCACGUUGCGUGUGAUUAACUCGAUUACGCCGCCUCCUUUGAUCAGCCAAAUCAGCCGCCUCCGGCGCCAGGAUGCAACCGGUUCAUUUCGGCAGCCUCCCUCGCGACUAAAGACCGUUCCCGAAAAACCGUACGAGAAGUACGUCAGUGUGUGGACGAAAUCGAAAGUUGAAAGUGGUUUUUUUUUAGUUUGUUUUGGACGUUGAAAAGUUGGCAAUUUGGUGUGAUGAUGAAAAGUUAUUUCACGACGCCCAGUGAUCAAAUUUCGAAAAAUUCCUGGGGUUCUAUUUUACAGGAAUUCACUACUGACAGUAAUCCAAAAUUCGGAAGCACACACCCCGCCACAAAUCGAAAUACCGAGAUGAAAAAUGAGGAACCCUUCAACGUGAGACACAAUGAUCAGAAGUACGACAUCCACGAGUUCCUCAAGAACCACCCCGGCGGUCUUAACUACGUCAGGCCGUACAAAGACAAAGACAUCACCAAACGGAUGAAAGACACCCAACAUUCUAAAGCCGCCUAUUAUUUAUUAAGAGAGUACAAAAAUGAUGGAAGAGACUUAACGAGUACAAGUGAUUCUAGUGAUUUAGAGAAUUUAGUAGACUGGGAUAAACCAAUGUUGAGCCAGGUCGCUGCACUUGGAAGCAGCUACAGUGAAUGGGUGGUGUUGCCAGUAGAUAGAAAAUUGCGACUGUUCGAAAAUCCCAUUCUAGAAAGCUUAACUAUUACCCCGUGGUACGUAGUUCCUAUAGUAUGGAUACCUAUUAUUACAUAUUUCAUUUAUAUGGGAUUCAACACUUACGUCGAAACCACCAAAGAUGAAUCACCAACAGUGCCAUUAUUAAUACGUUUCAUUUGGGGUGUUAUUCUAUGGACAUUAUUAGAAUAUAGUUUACAUAGGUGGAUAUUUCAUAUGAAAAUCUCAGGAAAGUCCAAGAUACUUAUUUACAUCCAUUUUGCCAUACAUGGUUUACAUCAUAAAGUGCCCUUCGAUCCCAGAAGAUUAGUGUUUCCGCCGUUGCCAGCAGCAUUGAUAGCCUAUGCAUUAUAUCUCUCAAUCUAUGUUGUUUUGCCUGCAGAAGAGAGACUUAUAAUACUAGCCGGGGGUUUAUCAGGUUAUCUGAUUUAUGAUAUGAUUCACUUCUACUUGCAUUAUGGUGCACCGAGAGAGAACAGCUACUUAUAUCAUCUGAAGAGAUACCACAAUCAUCACCACUUCGAACAUCACGAAAAUGGCUAUGGAAUCAGCAGUGUGCUAUGGGAUAAAAUUUUCGGAACAACAAUAACCUUGAGGAAGCUACAAUUUGGAAUCAAAUGGUGAAAAGCACAAUCACAAUAAUGUCUCACGGUGUGAUUCUCAAUGUGUCUUUGUUUACAACGUACAUUUUGACGUACUCAAAUCUUCUAAACAGAAUAUAAAUUAUGUUGUUGAUGCUUUCAUUAUUUUUGUUAAACCUGAAUGUUUCUCUACAAAUUAUAGAGAUUUAUAUUUAUAAUGAUAUAAUAAACGAUACCAUUAUA
Harmonia axyridis is the source of this 1596-nucleotide messenger RNA. RefSeq names its product fatty acid 2-hydroxylase (gene Fa2h). Bases 302 to 1396 code for a protein of 364 amino acids. Gene Ontology annotation, molecular function: fatty acid 2-hydroxylase activity; heme binding; iron ion binding. The record is from RefSeq and is a predicted model, not a curated record. The transcript is spliced from 7 exons. Gene Ontology annotation, cellular component: endoplasmic reticulum; membrane. Lineage: Eukaryota; Metazoa; Arthropoda; Insecta; Coleoptera; Coccinellidae. Gene Ontology annotation, biological process: lipid biosynthetic process; fatty acid metabolic process.